Molecule: messenger RNA, 2377 nt
Organism: Onychomys torridus (southern grasshopper mouse)
Lineage: Eukaryota; Metazoa; Chordata; Mammalia; Rodentia; Cricetidae
Gene: Tfe3
Product: transcription factor binding to IGHM enhancer 3
Exons: 10
Coding region: 263-1993 (576 amino acids)
Biological process (GO): positive regulation of DNA-templated transcription; regulation of transcription by RNA polymerase II; regulation of osteoclast differentiation
Cellular component (GO): nucleus
Molecular function (GO): DNA-binding transcription factor activity, RNA polymerase II-specific; protein dimerization activity; RNA polymerase II cis-regulatory region sequence-specific DNA binding
Source: RefSeq, a predicted model, not a curated record
CCAGUCCAGGGAGGAGGGGGAAGAGGACGAGGGGGAGGCAAGCGGUCGUCCGGGGUUAGACCCGUUCAGGGUGUCGGUCCGUUCAGGGCGGGUGAUGACUCACGGCCCAUCCCAUCUUCCCGACGCCGCCCGCCCGCGCAGAGCUAGCUCCAUGGCUUAACGGAGGAGGCAGUGGCGAGCGGGGGGAGGGGGACUCUUAUUUUGUUAGGGGGACCGGGCCAAGGCCCGACCGGCCUGGCAGGGCUCGCCCGGGCCGGGCGUCAUGUCUCAUGCAGCCGAGCCAUCUCGGGACGGCGUAGAGGCCAGUGCGGAGGGUCCUCGAGCCGUGUUCGUGCUGUUGGAAGAGCGCAGACCAGCCGACUCAGCCCAGCUGCUCAGCCUGAAUUCUUUGCUUCCGGAAUCCGGGAUUGUUGCUGACAUCGAAUUAGAAAACAUCCUUGAUCCUGACAGCUUCUACGAGCUCAAAAGCCAACCCCUACCCCUCCGCUCCAGCCUCCCAAUAUCACUGCAGGCCACACCAACCACCCCAGCUACACUCUCUGCAUCGUCUUCUGCAGGGGGCUCCAGGACCCCUGCCAUGUCAUCAUCAUCUUCAUCACGGGUGUUGCUGCGGCAGCAGCUGAUGCGGGCCCAGGCCCAGGAGCAGGAGAGGCGUGAGCGGCGGGAACAGGCAGCAGCUGCUUCCUUCCCCAGUCCUGCACCUGCCUCACCAGCCAUCUCUGUGAUUGGCGUGUCUGCUGGAGGCCACACACUGGGUCGUCCACCCCCAGCUCAGGUGCCCAGGGAGGUUCUCAAGGUUCAGACCCACCUGGAGAACCCCACACGCUACCAUCUCCAGCAAGCUCGCCGGCAGCAGGUGAAACAAUACUUAUCUACCACACUUGGGCCCAAGCUGGCUUCCCAGGCCCUCACCCCACCACCAGGGCCUGCCAGUGCCCAGCCACUUCCUGGCCCUGAAACUGCCCAUGCCACUGCUCCGACAGGCAGUGCUCCUAACAGCCCCAUGGCACUGCUCACCAUUGGGUCCAGCUCCGAGAAGGAGAUUGAUGAUGUCAUUGAUGAGAUCAUCAGCCUAGAGUCCAGUUACAACGAUGAGAUGCUCAGCUAUCUUCCCGGAGGCACAGCAGGGCUGCAGCUCCCCAGCACGCUGCCUGUGUCAGGGAAUCUGCUUGAUGUGUACAGCAACCAAGGAGUGGCCACCCCGGCCAUCACUGUCAGCAAUUCCUGUCCAGCUGAGCUGCCUAACAUCAAACGGGAGAUCUCUGAAACCGAGGCAAAGGCCCUUUUGAAGGAACGACAGAAGAAAGACAAUCACAACCUAAUUGAACGACGCAGGCGAUUCAACAUUAACGAUAGGAUCAAAGAGCUGGGCACCCUCAUCCCCAAGUCCAAUGAUCCGGAGAUGCGCUGGAACAAGGGCACCAUCCUGAAGGCAUCUGUGGAUUACAUCCGCAAAUUGCAGAAGGAACAGCAGCGCUCCAAAGACCUCGAGAGCCGUCAGCGAUCCCUGGAGCAAGCCAACCGAAGUCUGCAGCUCCGAAUUCAGGAGCUAGAACUGCAGGCCCAGAUCCAUGGCCUGCCAGUACCUCCUAGCCCAGGACUGCUCUCCAUAGCCACUAGUUCCGUCUCUGACAGCCUCAAGGCAGAACAGCUGGACAUUGAGGAGGAAGGCAGGCCGAGCCCAACAACAUUUCAUGUAGCAGGGGGACCUGUCCAGAAUGCGCCUCAGCAGCAGCAGCAACCUCCUGCGCCACCCUCGGAUGCUCUCCUGGACCUGCAUUUUCCCAGCGACCACUUGGGGGACCUGGGAGAUCCCUUUCACCUGGGGCUAGAGGACAUUCUGAUGGAGGAGGAGGGGGUGGUGGGAGGACUGUCAGGGGGUGCCCUGUCCCCGCUGCGGGCUGCCUCUGACCCCCUACUUUCUUCAGUAUCCCCGGCUGUGUCCAAGGCCAGCAGCCGCCGGAGCAGCUUCAGCAUGGAGGAGGAGUCCUGAUCGGGUCUCACUCCUCCCCUUGGACUGCCCCCACCCAGGGAAGGAGGACAAGCCUGGAUGAGACACCUUUUUUCCCUACCCUCCUGUGAGACUGCCCUGUCCAGGAAAUCUGGGGGAAGAGGAGUUGUAAUUAGGCCCCACCCCUAUAAAAGGCAAGGAGGAGGAAUCAGGUGAGGCCCUGCCCCUUUUCCAAAGGAACCACCCUGCGCAGGUAUUUCUGAGAGAAGGCAGAAGAGAGCUGGGAAAGCUAAGUUCAUCUCCUGAGAAUCACUGGCAUUCCCCUAGGUGAGGGAAGGAGGCGGGGUAAGGUGCCCCCGGCUACUAGGCACUCUUUUUUUGGUGUGGUUUUUCAAGACAGGGUUUCUCUGUGUAGCUUUGCGCCUU